AUGGCGCUGUGGCUCUGGGCCCUGACGCUCCUGGGCUUGGCAGGCACAUGCACAGGUCUGCGUCCCUGGAAGCCUGACUUCCAAAGCCAGUCGGAGCUGAACCACUUGGUUGUGGACAACACAACAGGUGGGGUGUACCUGGGGGCAGUGAACACGCUCUACCAACUGACCGCCGACCUGAAGCUGGUGCAGCAGGUGACCACGGGCCCGGCGCUGGACAACAAGAAGUGCACUCCACCCAUCGAAAAGAGCCAAUGUCAGGAGGCUGUGCUCACCAGCAACGUGAACCAGCUGCUGCUGCUAGACACACUCGAGGGCCGCGUGGUCGAGUGCGGCAGCCUCUUCAAAGGCAUCUGCACCCUGCGCUCACUCAGCAAUAUCUCCCUGCGCCUCUUCUACGAGGACAGCAGCGGCGAGAAGUCCUUCGUGGCCAGCAAUGAUGAGUCUGUGGCAACCGUGGGACUGGUGAGCUCCACGGGCCCUGAAGGCCAGCGUGUGCUCUUUGUGGGCAAAGGCAACGGUCCACAUGACAACGGCAUCAUCAUCAGCACCCGCCUGCUGGACCGCACGGAGGGCAGGGAGGCCUUCGAGGCCUACACGGACCAGGCCACCUACAAGGCUGCCUACCUGUCCACCAACACACAGCAGUUUGUGGCCAUCUUCGAGGAUGGUCGCUACGUCUUCUUCAUCUUCAACCAGCAGGAUAAGCACCCAGCCCGGAACCGCACACUGCUGGCACGCAUGUGCAAGGAUGACCCCUCCUACUACUCCUACCUGGAGAUGGACCUGGAGUGUCGGGACCCCGGUGACCCCCAGACCCCCACCUUCGGGACCUGCCUGGCAGCCUCUGUGGACCCAGGCCGGGCACUCUAUGCUGUCUUCAGCCGGGAUGGCAGGAGUGGAGGUGGUGGGGGUUUCCAGGCCAGCCUCUGCGUGUUCCUGUUGGACGAGAUCUACGCCAAGAUGGAGGCCAAUCGCAACGCUUGCUACACAGGCGCCCGCGACGUGGGACGCAACCCUUUCUACAAGGCCUUCCACGGCGACAUACAAUGUGGUGGCCACUCGCACGUCGCCAGUCAGACCUUCCCCUGUGGCUCGGAGCACCUUCCCUACCCGCUGGGCAGCCGAGAGGGACUAACCGCCACGGCCGUGCUGCAGCGGGGUGGCUUGAACCUGACAGCUGUGACGGUGACCUCCGAGGACAGUCACACCAUCGCCUUCCUGGGCACCUCUGAUGGCAGGAUCCUCAAGGUGUAUCUCACCCCAAACCACACCUCCGUGGAGUAUGGCUCUAUUCUUGUAGAGCUCAACAAGAGGAUCAAGCAAGACUUGGCAUUGUCCACAGACCUGACCAGUGUGUACGCCAUGACUCAGGAUAAGGUGUUCCAGCUCCCUGUGCAGGAGUGCCUGAGUUACCCCACCUGUGCACAGUGUCGCGACUCGCAGGACCCCUACUGUGGCUGGUGUGUCGUGGACGGACGAUGCACCAGGAAAGCCAACUGUUCUCGAGCCAAGGAGACUGGCCACUGGCUUUGGAGCCGGGACAAUGCCUGCAUGACCAUCACCAGUGCCCAGCCACAAAACAUGAGCCGUCGGGCGCAGGGCGAGGUGCAGCUGACGGUCAGCCCCCUCCCUACCCUGAGAGAGGAGGACAAGCUGCUCUGCCACUUUGGUGACUCGCCACCGCAUCUCACCCGUGUGGAGGGAGACAUGGUCUUCUGCAACUCCCCAAGCGUCAUUCCCAGCACGCCAGCUGGCCAGGAUCAUGUGACCGUGAAUCUCCAGCUGCGUCUCCAAAACGGUGACAUCUUCCUCACUUCCCACCCGUACCCCUUCUACGACUGCCACGAAGCGAUGCAUUUAGUGGAGAACCUUCCGUGCAUCUCCUGCACCAGCAACCGCUGGACUUGUCAGUGGGACCUCAUGUACCACUCAUGCCAGGAGGCCUCACCCAACCCCGAGGAGCGCAUCGUCCGCGCCCACAUGGAGGAGAAUUGCCCCCAGUUCCUGAACCCCAGCCCCCUGGUCAUCCCCAUGAACCACGAGACAGAUGUGACCUUUCAGGGCAGGAACCUGGACACGGUGAAGAGCACCUCCCUGUAUGUGGGGAGCGACCUGCUCAACUUCAAGGAGCUAGUGAGCAUGCAGCAGCCAGGAACCUUCUCCUUCCGAACCCCAAAGCUGUCCCAUGACACAAACGAGACGCUGCCCCUUCACCUGUAUGUCAAGUCCUACAGCAAGAAUAUUGACAGCAAACUGCAAGUGACUCUGUACAACUGCUCCUUUGGCCGAAGCGACUGCAGCUUGUGCCUGGCCGCCGACCCUGCCUACAAGUGUGUGUGGUGCGGCGCACACAGCAAGUGUGUGUACCAGGCUCUGUGCAGCAAUGCCACUGCUGAGUGCCCGCCUCCCGUGAUCACUAGGAUCCAGCCCCAGACAGGCCCACUGGGAGGGGGCGUUCGCAUCACCAUCUUUGGGUCGAAUUUGGGCAUCAAGGCAGAUGAUGUUAAGAGGGUGACUGUGGCCGGCCGGAACUGCACCUUCGAGCCAGAACGGUAUUCUGUGUCCACCCGGAUCGUGUGUGUGAUCGAGGCCUCUGAGGAACCAUCCACGGGGGGUGUCGAGGUGGACGUCAAUGGGAAGCUGGGCCACUCGCCACCUCAUGUGCAGUUUACUUACCAACAACCCCAGCCAGACCACGUGGACCCGAAGCAGGGGCCACAGGCAGGUGGCACCUUGCUGACCAUCACUGGCACCAACCUGGACACGGGCUCCAAGGAGGACGUGCGGGUGACCCUCAACAACGUCCCUUGUAAUGUAACAAAGUUUGGGGCAGAGCUGCAGUGCUUGACGGGUGCCCAGCAACAGCCGGGUGAAGCGCUCCUGGUGGUGGUCUAUGGGGGCGCUCCAGUGCCCAGCCCUAAUGUCAUCUUCAGCUACCGAGAGAACCCAGUGCUGCGGGCCUUCGAGCCCAUGUGUAGCUUCGUCAGUGGUGGCAGGAACAUCAGCAUCACAGGGCAGGGCUUUAACCUGAUUCAGAAGUUUGCCAUGGUGGUCAUUGCUGAGCCGUUGAAGUCCUGGAGCCGAAGGCAGGAGGUUGGACCCCUGAAACUUGUGGAGGUUGUGGGCACUGACUACGUGUACCACAAUGACACCAAGGUGGUUUUCUCAACACCGGCCGUCCCCGAGGAGCCUGAGGCCUAUAACCUCACAGUACUGUUGAAGAUGGACGGACACAGUGUUCUGCUCCGCACCGAGACGGGCACUUUUGAGUAUGUGGCCGACCCCACCUUUGAGAACUUCACGGAUGGCGUCAAGAAGCAGGUCAACAAGCUCAUCCACGCCCAGGGCACCAACCUGAACAAGGCAAUGACGCUACAGGAGGCAGAAGCCUUCGUGGGCGCCGAGCGCUGCAUCAUGAAGACACUGACCGAGACCGAUUUGUACUGCGAGCCCCCCGAGGUGCAGCCCCCACCCAAACGGCGGCAGAAGCGGGACACAACUCACAACCUACCUGAGUUCAUUGUCAAGUUCGGCUCCCGCGAGUGGAUACUGGGCCGUGUGGAGUACGAUACACGUGUCAGCGACGUAGCCCUCAGACUCGGCCUCAUCCUGCCACUGGUCAUCGUACCCAUGGUGGCCAUUAUCGCCGUGUCUGUCUACUGCUACUGGAGGAAGAGCCAGCAGGCAGAACGUGAGUAUGAGAAGAUCAAGUCCCAGCUGGAAGGUCUGGAGGAGAGCGUGCGUGACCGCUGCAAGAAGGAGUUCACAGACCUGAUGAUCGAGAUGGAAGACCAGACCAAUGACGUGCACGAGGCUGGCAUCCCAGUGCUAGACUACAAGACCUACACAGACCGCGUCUUCUUCCUGCCCUCCAAGGAUGGUGACAAGGAUGUGAUGAUCACAGGCAAGCUGGACAUCCCCGAGUCCCGACGGCCCACUGUGGAACAGGCCCUCUACCAGUUCUCCAACCUACUGAACAGCAAGUCCUUCCUCAUCAACUUCAUCCACACACUGGAGAACCAGCGCGAAUUCUCAGCGCGCGCCAAGGUCUACUUUGCGUCGCUGCUAACGGUUGCUCUGCACGGGAAGCUGGAGUACUACACGGACAUCAUGCGCACACUCUUCCUGGAGCUGAUGGAGCAGUACGUGGUGGCCAAGAACCCCAAGCUGAUGCUGCGCAGGUCAGAGACGGUAGUGGAGAGAAUGCUGUCCAAUUGGAUGUCCAUCUGCCUGUACCAGUAUCUCAAGGAAAGCGCUGGUGAGCCCUUGUACAAGCUGUUUAAGGCCAUCAAGCAUCAGGUGGAGAAGGGGCCGGUGGACGCUGUGCAGAAAAAGGCCAAGUACACCCUCAACGACACGGGACUACUGGGAGACGACAUAGAGUACGCACCCCUGACGGUGAGCGUGAUUGUCCAGGACGAAGGGAUCGAUGCCAUUCCCGUCAAGGUCCUCAACUGUGACACCAUCUCCCAGGUCAAGGAGAAGAUCAUUGACCAGGUGUACCGCACGCAGCCCUGCUCCCGCUGGCCCAAGGCAGAGAGCGUGGUCCUGGAAUGGCGUCCCGGGUCCACGGCACAGACUCUGUCGGACUUAGACUUGACCUCACAGCGAGAUGGCCGGUGGAAGCGCGUCAACACACUAAUGCACUACAAUGUCCGGGAUGGAGCCACGCUCAUCCUGUCCAAGGUGGGGGUCUCUCAGCAGCCCGAGGACAGCCAGCAGGACCUGCCAGGAGAGCGCCACGCCCUCCUGGAGGAGGAAAACCGUGUGUGGCACCUGGUUCGUCCCACCGAUGAGGUGGAUGAGGGCAAGCCUAAACGAGGUAGCAUGAAGGAGAAGGAGCGCACGAAGGCCAUCACUGAGAUCUACCUGACCAGGCUGCUCUCGGUCAAGGGUACGCUGCAGCAGUUUGUGGACAACUUCUUCCAGAGUGUGCUGGCUCCCAGCCACGCGGUCCCCCCUGCCGUCAAGUACUUCUUUGACUUCCUGGAUGAACAGGCGGAGAAGUACGACAUUCGGGACGAAGACACCAUCCACAUCUGGAAGACCAACAGUUUGCCGCUCCGCUUCUGGGUGAACAUUCUCAAGAACCCGCACUUCAUCUUUGACGUGCACGUGCAUGAGGUGGUGGACGCCUCACUGUCGGUCAUUGCUCAGACCUUCAUGGACGCCUGCACAAGGACAGAGCACAAGCUGAGUCGUGACUCCCCCAGCAACAAGCUACUCUAUGCCAAGGAAAUUUCUACCUACAAGAAGAUGGUGGAGGAUUACUACAAAGGGAUCCGCCAGAUGGUACAAGUCAGCGACCAGGACAUGAACACGCACUUGGCAGAGAUUUCCCGGGCACACACGGACUCCCUGAACACCCUUGUGGCCCUACACCAGCUCUACCAGUAUACGCAGAAGUACUAUGAUGAGAUCAUUAAUGCCCUGGAGGAGGACCCCGCCGCCCAAAAGAUGCAGCUGGCCUUCCGCCUGCAGCAGAUUGCAGCCGCGCUGGAGAACAAGGUCACAGACCUCUGA
Molecule: messenger RNA, 5526 nt
Organism: Chrysochloris asiatica (Cape golden mole)
Lineage: Eukaryota; Metazoa; Chordata; Mammalia; Afrosoricida; Chrysochloridae
Gene: PLXNB2
Product: plexin B2
Exons: 35
Coding region: 1-5526 (1841 amino acids)
Biological process (GO): semaphorin-plexin signaling pathway involved in axon guidance; regulation of cell shape; regulation of cell migration
Cellular component (GO): semaphorin receptor complex
Molecular function (GO): protein binding; semaphorin receptor activity
Source: RefSeq, a predicted model, not a curated record